AUGCAUCUUCGUCAUCAUGGAUGGGAGCAUGUUGUUAAGGCAAAAACAAAACGUUCAACAGCUAUUUCUGUUCUACGAUGGACACUUCUUCGUCAUGUAACUCAAUCACUUGAUCAAAUCAAUGAUGAAAAUACGAAAAAGAAUGUUCUUUGGAAAGAGAUGCAUUGGCUAAAUCAAUAUUGGGCUCAACCUAUACCAAAAUCGAGUAUAGUUCCUAAAUAUUGGCAAAGACUUUUCAUUGUUAAAUCACUUAAUACUCGACGUGAACUUUAUGAAUAUUUAUAUGAUGAAGAAGCUCGAAGAGAACGUCAUCGAUUACGAAUGGAAAAAAGAAAAGAAUCAAUUGUUGCUAUGUCAGAUCCUAGUCGAUUAGAAUCUCCAUUUCAUAAAGCAAUAUUUGCUACAUUAGAUAUGAAAUAUAAUCCACAACGAUGGCCUAAUCUUUAUGCAUUAGCACAAGCAGCUCGAUUAGGAGAUUUUUUUGUUAUUGAUGGAGGUUUAGAAUAUACUCAUGCGCGUCAUUCAUAUUUCUCAUCCCUUGUUCAAAGAGUUUUUCGUUGUUUAAAAUAUAUUGAUCGUUUUCAUUCAUCAGGUUAUAUUAUUAUUAGUGAACUUUCACAUAAUUUUCAAACAUGGCAUCAUCGAUUACCACAUGAAAUCAGUUAUAUCUUACUGAUAAAAUAG
Molecule: messenger RNA, 684 nt
Organism: Rotaria socialis
Lineage: Eukaryota; Metazoa; Rotifera; Eurotatoria; Philodinida; Philodinidae
Source: the annotation of a GenBank genome assembly